Messenger RNA from Oppia nitens, 1177 nucleotides. RefSeq lists its product as uncharacterized. The record is from RefSeq and is a predicted model, not a curated record. NCBI's taxonomy places the organism in Eukaryota, Metazoa, Arthropoda, Arachnida, Sarcoptiformes, Oppiidae. The transcript is spliced from 3 exons. Bases 20 to 1054 code for a protein of 344 amino acids.
GUUUGUUAUACUCUUUUCAAUGGAUUCCAGUCGAUCGAUAUUAUUUGAUCAAUCAGUUGGCGGUCAAACACACGAUCAAAAUGAGAAAACAAUUGAUGAGACGAUUGCCGACACAAUUGAUGAGACCAAUAGUGGUCAAAACGACAGUCAAUCUGCCGAAACAAUUGCUGAGCAAAGAAUCGGUGCUUUGGAUGACACUAUUGAUAACCCCAUUGAUGACACUACCAGUGGACAACCCGAAAGUCGAUCGGACGACAAUACUGUCCCAAUAGUCAAUGAUAUCGAUGAUAACUCUACCGAAAUCGGUAUCAAUAGUAAUGCCAACAUUGUUGACAAAAAUGAUGGUACAGUCGGCGAUACAACUGGGGAUAUAUUUGGUGAUCAAAGCGAUGACUCAGUUGACCAUCGAUUGGUGAUCGAUAUCGACAGAGAUAGUCAUAAUCGAGUCGUCAGUGUUGUUCAAUCUGUUAUUGACACGACUGUUCAUUCAGACACAGAUACCGUACAGCACUAUAGAGUAUCAGAUAUCGGCGCCGACUAUAGUAAUCCUAUUAUUGCUGUUAACGAUACCAACGAUGACAAUGGUUUGUCUGUAAAUGAGGCCAACAACGGGAUACCCAUUAAUACCGAUACCGAUGGCCAGUGUUUGGGUACUACAAGUGCUGAGACUUCUGACAACACACAACUACGGACACCCACUCGUAUUCAAUCAACAACAGGUUUACCAGAAUCUCCGACUCUGGAGGACUUGGAUUCACUCAAUGAUGAAAUGUUCGCAUUGGCCGUCAAUAAGUUAGGAACGUGUGGACGCAAUUUUGGUAAAUGGAUGACUCGUUUCAGUAAUGCUUCCGCCAAAUGUAUUGAAAUGGCCAGCAGUCAAAUGUCUGGACGGGUUAGUACUUCAAUUGAUAACUUUAUAGCUGAACCCAUGGACGACACUGACGUCUCAAUGGACCAAUCGGGUGAUGAAUAUCUCGAUAACAGAGACACUGGCAAUAAACGUAAGCGUAUGAAUUCUGGAGUACAGGUAUUAUCUAUUUUAGUUGAUUAUUAGAAAUGUUGUUAUAAUUAGUUUCUUUAGCAAAAUAUCUGCAAUCGUUGUCCUCAAUUGACAGCUGAUGUCAAUAGACUUCACUUUGAAUUACAAGAGUCACUUAAUAUAGUCGAGUCGUAUAAA